UAGCCAACUGAAACAGAGCAAUUUAUCACUGGGAUUUGUGCGCUGUUAAUGGUGGUUUCCUUUCAAGCUUAUCUCUUUUUCUUCCAUUUUGCUUAAUUUCAAGAUAUGGGUAAGCUUUAUUCUUCAUUGUUUCUUCGUUCAAUUGUUAAUGUUCGAAGCAAUCUUUCUCCUUUUUCUUCUUCUUUAAACACCAUUGUUACCCACAUUCAAGCUUUAAGAAAAAAGUCAACGUCUUCAAGGGGAAAUGUUGAUGAUGCUUUGACUAAGUUUAAUAUGAUGAUUGUGAAGUACCCAAAGCCCUCAAUUGUGGAAUUCACUAAAUUAUUAGCAUCCAUUGUUAGAUCAAAACGUUAUGCCAUUGUUGUUCCUAUGUGUAGCCAAAUGGAAUUAUUAGGAGUUUCCCAUAACGUUUAUUCAUUGAGCAUCUUGAUUAAUAGCUUUUGUCAAUUAGGUCAAGUUGAAUUAGGGUUAUCUGUUUUGGGGAAAAUGUUGAAGUUAAAUGUUGAACCUGAUGUGGUAACUUUUUCUACUUUGAUUAAUGGACUUUGUAAACAAAUGAAGAUUUCUCAAGCUGUGAGUUUGUUUGAUGAAAUGACUGAAAAAUGUUAUAAACCCGAUUUAGUUUCUUACAAUACUAUACUCAAGGGAUUGUGUAAGAUUAGGAAUUCUAAUAAAGCAGUUCGACUUCUAAGGAUGAUGGUAGAAAGAGGUUUUGAACCAAAUAUUGUAGCGUAUAGUACUGUUAUUGAUUGUCUUUGUAAGAACAAGUUGUUAAAGGAGGCUCUUGAUCUUUUCUCCGAAAUGAAAGUUAAGGGUAUUAGACCGGAUAUUGUUAUUUACAGUUGCUUAAUUCAUGGUAUGUGUAAUUUGGGCCAGUUGAAGGAGGCAACGAGGCUUUUGAAUGAAAUUGUGGAUGACAAUAUUUCACUUGAUGUUAUCACGUAUAACAUAUUGAUCAAUGCACUUUGUAAAGAGAUGAUGAUUUCUGAAGCUGAAGGUAUUGUUGGUACAAUGAUAAAGCGCAAUAUUGGGCCUGAUGUUGUCACGUAUAAUAUAUUGGUUGAUGCGUAUUGUAAGGCUGGGAUUGUUUCUAAAGCUGUAGAUACCGUUGACACAAUGAGAAAUCAAGGCAUUGAGCCUAAUGUUGCUACGUAUAGUAUAUUGGUUGAUACUUAUGGCAAGGAGGGGACGAUUUUCCAAGCUGUAAAUACUGUUGAUACAAUGAGAAAGCUCGGCAUUGAACCUGAUGUUGUUAUGUAUAGUGCAUUAAUAAACGGUUAUUGCUUAAGAAACAAAAUGGAUAAAGCUAGAAGAGUAUUUCAGUUGAUGAUUAAGAAGGGUUGUGUACCUGAUAUACAUAGUUACAACAUCAUGAUCAACGGAUAUUGUAAAGCUAGAAUGUUAGACGAAGCAAUGGAACUCUUUUGUGAAAUAUCUCGAACAGGACCAAUCCCGAAUACUGUCACAUACAGCACUCUUAUGCAAGGUAUGUGUCAAUUAGGAAAAGUUUCAACUGCAUGUGAACUUUUGAGAACAAUGCUUGCUUCUGGACAAGUUCCGGACUUAGUGACUUGUUCGAUUUUAUUGGAUGGUUUUUGCAAAAAUGGUAAACCCAAAGAGGCAUUGAAUUUUUUUCAAGCAAUGCGAAGCAACAGGUUGAAACUAGAUGUUGUAUCUUACAAUAUACUAAUUGAUGGUUUGUACAAAGUUGGGCAUAUCGAAGUUGCGAAGGAAUUAUUUCAUGAAAUCUUGGUUAAUGGUUUAAAACCGAGUGUUUACACAUAUGCUAUAAUGAUCAAUGGAUCUUGUAAAAAGGGAUUACUAGAUGAAGCAUACCGGUUGUUUAGGAGCAUGGGAGAUAAUGGUUGUUUGCCAGAUAGCUGCUGUUAUAAUGUAAUGGUCCAAGGGUUUCUUCGAAAUGGCUAUACCUCAAAGGCAACACAACUUCUUACGGAAAUGGUUGGUAAGGGCUUUUCUGCAGAUUUAUGCACUGCUACCAUAUUUGUUGAUCUCAUCUUACAAUCUAGUAAACCAAUUUUGAUCUGAACUGUUUCGUAGAUGGUGUAAAUAUAAUCACUUGCGAGUUUGAAUCGAUCUGUUAUUUUUCUAAUUGUAGAUAAGUUAAAAGUUUUUGGAAACUAGAAUGAAUGUUGUUAAGGUCUAUUUUUUGUUUAGUUGAUGAAACAAAUAAUUGUUAUGCACAAUGAGGAUUCUUAUGGGCUUAAUUCA
Messenger RNA from Gossypium raimondii (Peruvian cotton), 2229 nucleotides. RefSeq names its product pentatricopeptide repeat-containing protein At1g63330. The coding region runs from base 106 to 2046 and encodes 646 amino acids. The record is from RefSeq and is a predicted model, not a curated record. The transcript has a single exon. Gene Ontology annotation, molecular function: protein binding. Lineage: Eukaryota; Viridiplantae; Streptophyta; Magnoliopsida; Malvales; Malvaceae.